AUGACGAACAGUAAACCGGUUGUGCCGCUUCGCGGAGUGUUUCUGAGUAAAUUCGAUAUGAGGCGUGGUAACGUCGUCGAGUGGUCCGUCGAUUGCUCGCCCUUUGCCAGUCUCGAGUUCAAAUCGAUGCCGUCCGGGAUCCACGACGUGACGGACGACUCGAUCAGUUUCGUUGCAAAGGACAAUACAGAGGGGAAGUACUAUCUCGGGGUUGCGUUCUACAAGCAGAACGGGUUCGAUAUUAUGGCCGAUGGAAAACAACUCGAUAGGAGCAAAGUGCACAUGUAUUCCCUAGGGGUGAUACUCGACGUCGAGUACGACAGCGAGCGGGGGACAAAACAGGGACCGUUUACAGAGUAUGGACACUACUAUAUCAACAAGCUGGAAUCUUUGUUGAACGCUUGGUUUACAGCCAACGAUGUGAAGAAUACAGACUCAUUCAAGGAUUUCUACGAGAGCCAUGCUAGGGACAAAGAUAUUACUACGUUAGAAUUGGGGGUAGAGAGUCAGAUUCCAAUGAUUCAUUACUUGUACCACUGGAUCAAGAGACUGGGGCCCCUGAUUUUCACACUCUGGAAAUCUUGUCUACUGAAUGAAAGGAUAUUGAUCUUGAACCCGUCAGGAGACCGUAUAGGUACCGUUAACGCUUUAUGCUACUGUCUCUCACUGAUCUCUCAGAGUUGUAAACUGGGGAGCAAGACGAAAUCACCCUUAUUAUUGUACACCAUCGGUACUGCCGACCUGGAAAACAUGAAGAGUAUCCUUCAGGCUAAGCGUGGCAGGGGUUACAUCGCCUGCACAAGCGAUGAGUUGCUCCCAUACAAACACGAGAUCUAUGACAAAGUGCUGAGGGUAAAUUCCAUAUGGAUUGACGAUGAAGAGGACGAAUUGAACUGCGACGUUGUCGAUGAGAGCAAGAAGUUGAAAAUCUUGGACAACAAGGGGAAGCAGAUCCGUGCCACACCAUACGAGCUGGAAUUAUACGAACUCAUGUUGAACACGGUACUGAGGGAGGGAAUAACUAAUCUGGACAGAUUUAAAUACCAACUGCUAGUGGAACCUGUAUCUUGGUACCAAUAUCUUGUCGACACGGCGUAUUUUUUUGGUACUGUCGGAUACGUUCAACCGUUCUUCCAUAUCACCGCAGACAAUGUGUGUCUCCCGGAUACGUCCGUGGAUGUAGACGACUUCAAUGCGAAUGCAGACGUCCUCCUAGCAAAGUCCGUCCAAGGUUAUUUCUACGACAAAACGGCACAUAUAUACAACACCUUGCAAUCAAUUAUCGCAACGCAGAGUGUGGACCCCGCCAUAGGCGAUGGGGUCGUUAUACUACCACAGGAAAUGAAAGAACUGACUCUGGACUGUUUCAGUGCCCAGGAUUACGAAUUUAUUGCUGAGAUCGGUAAGAAAUGGUUCGAUAAGGAGAUUGUUGUCAAUGGAGGCGCGGAUUACUUGAAAUUGGCUUGUUAG
Huiozyma naganishii CBS 8797 is the source of this 1470-nucleotide messenger RNA. It is a transcript of the gene ANR2, whose product is annotated as Anr2p. Gene Ontology annotation, cellular component: lipid droplet. NCBI's taxonomy places the organism in Eukaryota, Fungi, Ascomycota, Saccharomycetes, Saccharomycetales, Saccharomycetaceae. Bases 1 to 1470 code for a protein of 489 amino acids. The record is from RefSeq and is a predicted model, not a curated record. The transcript has a single exon.